AUGGGAGCAAAUGGUGUCCUGGGAGUGAAAUGGAUGCAUGACAACAACCGCUUUGUGUCGCAAGCCGUGGGCACCGCAGUCGUCCUCGGCAAGGAGCCGCAGAGCAGGAUCUACGCGGAGCUUCCGCCCCCCGGUCCGGCGAUUUGCUCAACGCUCCGGACUGCGCCUGAGGGCUUUGCCGUGUCCUCGACUUUGGGCAUUGUGACCGCAGCGGCUCUUAGCCCGUACCGCGACUACGGCCGUGGCGGCGGAUAUUCGCGGAACAAUCAAAGGACUGCCAUGGGAGAACUUGUGGCUCUGCGGCAAGCGAUGGCAAAGAUUCAGGCCGCAGCCACGUCUAUGGGAGCGGAUGCGGUGCUAGGAGUCAAGAUUGAGGCUCUCAGCAUCUGGAACUGCUCGCGAUUCAUGUGCGUGCUCAAGGGCACCGCAGUCCGCCUUUCCCAGUUCGAGGAGAUGGUCGAUCAGAUCCCGUAUCACCACUCCAGAGUGGAAGUUUCGGCAAUGCAAACUCCCGCGAAGCACCUCUGUGUGUCCAGAGUACUCGGACUGGUCAGCAGCGUGGGCUACAGGCAGUGGCGCUGGGGUGGCUUUGGCGUCGCGUCAAACCGGCGCCGGGACGCGGAGAGCGAGCAGGAGACCUUUUCCGCUGCCGUCAAUAGUUUGAUACAGCAGGCGCAGCAAGCGGGUGCCAAUGGGGUGAUGGGCAUCAAGUGGACCCACGAUGACGACCAUCGAAGCAGCUGUCUCGUGGGCACAGCUGUCGUCUUGUCCCAGAAGCCAGGAGUCCCGCCCCCCAGCAGCCUCGACUCUGGGCGCAACUUCUUCCUGUCGAACUCGCGGUCCCCACCGGCAGGACUUGCAGUGGCUCACACAAUUGGCGUCUUCUCAGGCGCUGGCAUCAGCUCGAAAUUGGGAGGCUGGAGCACACAGGCCAUCGCAUCCAUUGAUGAAGAAGCGCUUCAAGCGGCCCGGGCUUGCCUCGAGGCGCAGGCUGCCCAUGCGGGUUGCCACGCGGUGCUCGGGGUGAAGCUGGAAUCGCCAGAGACUGGCCUGGUACUCCUGAGGGGGACCGGUGUUCAGCUCGCCCAGACUGCAAGCUAA
Molecule: messenger RNA, 1101 nt
Organism: Symbiodinium pilosum
Lineage: Eukaryota; Dinophyceae; Suessiales; Symbiodiniaceae
Source: the annotation of a GenBank genome assembly